Molecule: messenger RNA, 2017 nt
Organism: Saprolegnia parasitica CBS 223.65
Lineage: Eukaryota; Oomycota; Saprolegniomycetes; Saprolegniales; Saprolegniaceae
Exons: 7
Coding region: 1-1995 (664 amino acids)
Molecular function (GO): protein binding
Source: RefSeq, a predicted model, not a curated record
AUGACCAAGCGGCCAGCCGAGGAUGGGCUGCCCGAGGGAUGGGUCCUGCAGCACUCCAAGUCCAAGAACAAGCCGUUCUAUGUCCAUGUAGCUACGCAAAAGACCCAGUGGACCGCGCCGACGCUGGCCAAGCCUCCGAAGCUGGCCAAGUCAUCCAAGGAAGCCAAGGUGGAUCCAUUCGCGCUCGUGCCACCGGCGACGGUGGCCGCUGUCACACGUGCGUUCCGCGUCGGCGCCGCGCAGAAGCAGCGCAACGGAAGCAUGGCGAUCUUCCAGCCGUGGCUGCACCAAGUCCGCGCGGUCGCCAAGCUCGUACACGCCGUGUCGACGUCGACAGACCCAGGUGCCAACUACUUGAUCCAGCACAGCACCGGCUCGGGCAAGUCGGUCACGCUGGCGUGCUUGGCGUACCAGCUCCUCUACACCUCGGAUGCGUCGGGACAUGGGUUUCACACCAUCAUUAUCCUCGUCGAUCGCAUCAAGCUCGACCAGCAGCUUGGCGACACGGUCGAAGCCUUCUUGCACCAAAAUGGCAUGGAAGCCAUCUACCGCGCCGAGAGCAUCGAGCACCUCAGCGCGAUUGUGCGCAAGUCGGACGACCAAAAGGUCAUUGUGACCACAACCCACAAGCUCAGCCAGCUCGUCAACGACAAGGUGCUUCUGGCCCGGCUCUUGCAUGCAUCAACCGCAAGCAGCAGCGCCACGUACAAGCACCUCGCGAUCCUCGCCGACGAAGCCCACCGGUCGCACACCUCGUCGACGCGCGUCUCGAUCGACACGGUGCUCCAAGCACUCUCCACCGAUGCGUGCAAGACCAUGUAUGUGGGCUUUUCGGCGACACCGAGUGUCCAGGCGCUCGAGCUCUUUGGCUGCGGGGUGGACCCGCGUGCGCCGUUCGAUACGCACUCGCUCACGGACGCGAUCGCCCACAAGCACAUUGUGGACGUGCUGUCGCAGACGACGUUUCUGCAAAGCCGACGCGGGUCGCCGUCGAUCCUCGCCAAAGUCAAGUCGAUGAUGCAGCACUUUGUACGGCUCAAGACCAAGGCCGUCUUUGGCAAGUGUCUGGUGGUCGUGCGCAGCCGCAAGGACGUGGUCGCGUACCACGCUGCGAUCCAGUCGUACAUGACGGCGCAGGGAUGGCCGACCCAAGUCUAUAGUACCUUCAGUGCAUUUGACGGCCUCAGCGAGAAGCAGCUCAACACAACGUGCACCCUCUCGCUGGCCGACGUCAUCGUCGUCUGCGACAAGCUCGACACGGGCUACAACGAGCCGGCAUUGAUCGCCAUGUACAUUGACCGCCCGCUCUCGCGCCAUGCACAUAUUGUGCAGCUGCUCAGCCGUUUGAACCGUGCGCGCGACGGAAAGGAUCGCGUCCACGUCGUCGACUAUUGCAACCAUCCGCUGACGAUUCGGGCCGCGUUUGCCGCCUAUGCCCACGCCAAGGUGCUCUACACGCGCAAGACGGACCGCCGACACUGGCGCCGCAGCUACGAGAUGGCCCGACUCUUGCUUCUCGAGACGCUGCCGGGCUACCUCUUUCAAGGCACUGCGUACCUGGGGCAGGCGGCACCUCCGACACCAUCGCAAGUGGCUGCUCGCGUCGCCACGUUGGAUGCGGAUGUGACAAGUCAGAUCCGAUGUGGUCUCAAAACGUAUGCGGAAGCGUCCCAAGCGCUGGGAACCGAGUGUCCGCUGCUGCCCAUGACGUGGGUGGAGGCGCUCAAGGCCGAGCUGGAUCGCCUUGGAAAAGACAAGGCAGAAUCGGAAGACGACAGCACUGAGCCUGGCAGCGACGAGACGACAUUCGACGUCAUGUACGACGGUCCGUUGCCGUUUGAUUCGGAGACACUGCGUGGGCGGUACGGCUACCUCCAUGCGCUCCUCUCAGGCGACACGAAAGCAGCGUGCCAGGAGGUCCGUGAGUCACCCAAAGAUGCGCUCGACAAGAGAAUCGCCUCAGUGCGCGCGGCUAUGCAGAAGGGUGCGCCGUAAAGCUUUAAAGCAACCUCCUUUG